Messenger RNA from Peromyscus maniculatus bairdii (prairie deer mouse), 583 nucleotides. Lineage: Eukaryota; Metazoa; Chordata; Mammalia; Rodentia; Cricetidae. The record is from RefSeq and is a predicted model, not a curated record.
ACUCACAGAGAUCCACCUGGCUCUGCCUCCCGAGUGCUGGGAUUAAAGGCGUGCGCCACCACGCCCGGCAGCAGAGCAGUUUUUAACAGUUUUGCCACAUUAUUCAGGUUGCUCUGUAGUGUAAAACAGCCCAUACUUCUGAAGCCCCCUGUACUGUUCGGAUCACUUCCCCUCUAGCUGUCAGACUAGCUAGCCCCUUGCCUGAAUUUGGUUUUGUACGUUGAACUUACUUGAUUUGAUUGACAUUCUUUCCAGGAAAGAUUCAAAGAACCUUGGAGAUCGGUGGCACAAGGGGAUCCCGAUUGAGGUCAUCCCAAUGGCCUAUGUCCCAGUGAGCCGAGCUGUGACCCAGAAGUUUGGGGGCGAGGUCGAACUUCGAAUGGCUGUCAACAAGGCAGGGCCUGUGGUGACAGACAAUGGGAAUUUUAUCCUGGACUGGAAGUUUGACCGUGUCCACAAAUGGAGUGAAGUGAACACAGCCAUCAAAAUGACUCCAGGUAACCUGAGUGGUCUUCAUAGUCACCCAUCCUUCCAUAGCUCCCCGCUCUUCUGGCCACAGGAGGCAUGAUGGACAUGUACUGUG